AUGCCGAAGUGUCUGAUUGUCUUUUUUGCUCUUCUGGGGCUUGCCUCGGCAGUCAAGUUCUCAGUUCCACUGAGAUCAUCUGGAUCGUUGAAAGAGAAGAUGGUUAGGGAAGGACGCUAUUCGGAAUACUUAAUGCAACGAAACAGUGCAGUUCGACAGAAUUUGGUGGAUACAAUGGAUGAGUUUUAUGUGGCGGAUAUUGCGCUGGGGACUCCAGCGCAACACUUCACCGUAUCUCUUGACACUGGUUCCUCCGUAAUUUGGGUGCUGGAUUCCCACUGUGACAGUCAGAAUUGCCAUGAAUACACGUUGAAUCAUACCAUGAAAAGUGCAUAUAAUAAUGAGACAUCCUCUACGUUUGUGGAUGCCAACAAGAACUUUUUAUUCUAUUAUUCACAGUCUGAGAUCUAUGGAUUACUUGGAAAAGAGAAGGUCUCGUUUUCUGGAUUCAGUCUUAGCAACCAAGAUUUCAUUCGGGCUACAGUACUCCCAGACGUUUUUACCCAGCAGCCGAUCGAUGGAGUUUUUGGACUUGGAUGGGCUCCAAAAGAGGAAUUAACAGGUGUUGGGAACCCGAUGCAAGCCUUAUUGCCACAACUUGACCAGCCGAUGUUCUCGAUUUGGAUGCAGAGGAAUGACGGGAUGGGAUCAGCUGGUGCAAUCACGUUUGGAGGAUUUGAUAACGUGGCUUGUGACAAGAAUAUUCAAUACCUGCCACUAGCGGAGCCCGGAGUUUGGGGAUUCACUGUGGACAGCGCUUCGAUUGGCAUUUUUACUCAUAAGCGGUCAGGAAAAGCAAUCUCCGCGUCAGGAUCAGGAUGGACUGGUAUCCCUGACAAAUUUAUGCCUCAAGUCAUCAAAGCAACCAAAGCCAAGUAUGAUUGGAACUAUGAGUUAUAUUAUGUCCCAUGCUCCACCGCCGCCUCCCACCCGGACAUCAAACUGCAUAUCGGAGGAAACGAGUAUCAUAUCACAUCUGCGGAAUAUGUGCUCGACAUCGGAUUAGGAAAUGAUAAAUGUGUACUUGCGAUCUUUGUGGAUACUGGUUUGGCGCCAGAGGCCGAUUGGAUUCUUGGAGACGCGUUUAUCCGAAGAUAUUGUCAAAUUUAUGAUUUCGGAAACUCUCGAAUGGGAUUGUCGAAGUUUAUUCAGCGGGAUUGA
Messenger RNA from Caenorhabditis remanei, 1161 nucleotides. RefSeq lists its product as uncharacterized. Gene Ontology annotation, biological process: cell death; proteolysis. NCBI's taxonomy places the organism in Eukaryota, Metazoa, Nematoda, Chromadorea, Rhabditida, Rhabditidae. The transcript is spliced from 3 exons. The record is from RefSeq and is a predicted model, not a curated record. Gene Ontology annotation, molecular function: aspartic-type endopeptidase activity. The coding region runs from base 1 to 1161 and encodes 386 amino acids. Gene Ontology annotation, cellular component: lysosome.